Ogataea angusta is the source of this 750-nucleotide messenger RNA. RefSeq lists its product as uncharacterized. Gene Ontology annotation, molecular function: methionine-tRNA ligase activity; ATP binding. Gene Ontology annotation, biological process: methionyl-tRNA aminoacylation. The transcript is spliced from 2 exons. Lineage: Eukaryota; Fungi; Ascomycota; Pichiomycetes; Pichiales; Pichiaceae. The record is from RefSeq and is a predicted model, not a curated record. Bases 1 to 750 code for a protein of 249 amino acids.
AUGUACGUUUGGUUUGAUGCUCUGAUCAACUAUCUGACCUGUAUUGGGUAUCCUGCUCAGAUACCGCACGGGCCAUCGUUUGUGCAUCUGGUUGGAAAGGAGAUCGUCAAGUUCCACUGUAUCCACUGGCCAAGCUUUUUGAUGGCCUGCGAGCUUCCACUCCCGCGCGGUGUAAUUGUUCACGGCCAUUGGCUCAUGGGUGGGCGCAAGAUGAGCAAGAGCCGGGGCAAUGUUGCCGAUCCGGUCGAAAUCUGUGAAAAAUACGAUACUGACGCACUACGUCUAUUUAUGAUGCGCUAUUCUGUGCUGGACUCAGACUGCGACUAUUCUGAAAGCAAGCUGAACGCGACGAGAAACGAGUUCAUCGACAAGUUCUGCAACCUGCUCACGCGGUCUCUGUCCAAGAAGUUCAGUAUUUCUCGGGCUCUCGCAAAGGUUGAGACUCGCGGGGUUUCGAGCCUGCUUGACGAAGCUGGGGAGGAAUACGCAGCUGACUUGCGGUCGCUUUAUGAGCAGGUGGACGAGCUGCCGGGGAUUAUCGAUCCGCAUUUGAGGAAAAUGGAGCUGCACAAGGCGGUCCUAGCUAUCUGGCAAUUGCUUCCUCGAAUUAAUGGACUAUUCGACAAAUACGAGCCAUGGAGACUAAAAGGGCCUGAAAACGAGCUCAAACAGGACCUUGUGAUCUUUAGUGCACUCGACUCACUGCGCUGUUUGCUGAUCCUACAUGGCCGGCAUUGCAAGAGACACUAG